CUUCUUUUUGGCAACCACCCUUUGAAGAGGCAAAACCCAAAAAGGCAAGAGCACACAUUUCUGAUUUUCUCCAUUUCUCUUUUUAUGGUCGAAAAAAAUUCUCCAUUUCAGGAUUCAGCUUCCUAUCGAAACUUCACUCGAUCUUUACCGUUGAUUUCAUUCUAAUGCCAAUUCAUUCUUCAUCAGUAACCGUCCAUUUCUUUCCGCAUUCUUCUCUCUUUCGCAUUCUCGUAGUUUUUCUUUUUUUCUCGAAGAUUUCGGGUAACCUUCUUAUUUCCUCUAUAAAUCUUGUUUGCUUACUUUCUCGAGAUUUUAAUCGCUUCAAAUCCUAACCUAAGAAUCUAUUAUCGAUUUUUUAGUCUUAAUAUUAUGUAGAAUUUCUGUUGGAUGGUAACCUACCCUUUUUUCCACUUAAUUUUAAUUCACUUUUGCCGUUUCGAUGAAUACCGAGGUUGAGUUUCUGAGUCCUGUUUGGUUUCGAAGAAAGUGCAGGAAAACAUUUACAUAUCGAAAAAAAAACUUGAUUAUUGUCAUUAAGUGUUUGAGAGGUUAUGAGAAAAUUGAUUUAUGAAUAGCAUCCUUAUUUUAAUUCACUUUUGCCGUUUCGAUGAAUAUCGAGGUUGAGUUUCUGAGUCCUGUUUGGUUUCUAAGAAAAAUGCAGGAAAACAUUUACAUAUAGAAAAAUGCUUGAUUAUUGUCAUUAGGUGUUUGAGAGGUUAUGAGAAAAUAGAUUUAUGAAUCGCAUCCUUAUUUUAAUUCCUUGCGUUUUCUUUUUCUUUUUACUAUUUGGUUGAAUACGGAGUUUGAUUUUUCCUCUUUUUCGAUUGAAAUGUUCUUCAAUACUGGGCAUAACUUUAGGUUUUUUCGUGGCUUGAUUUGAUUGUUGAUAUAGCCUUUUGCUAAUUUUAGAACUAAAGUCUCCUGGCCAUGAGUUUAUUUUUCGUUAUUUUCUGUUUUUACCUUUAUUCAUGGUUAGAAAUAGAGAAUGAGGUUAAUUGUCGUUUAAUCUUUGAGUUAGUUGCAGUUGAAUGAUGUUAAUGUUGUUUUUCUACGUAGCUUUUUGUGCAAUUUGUAAUAUAUGAGUUGAAAUGGGAGUUUCCGAUAACAUGCUGCAUAAAGAGACAUCAAAGGUGGCGAGUGGUAGUCAUUCUGAGGGAAGAUUGGGAAGAGUGCCAAAUGAAAAUGGUAACUUUGAUCCCGCAUCCAAGUAUAAACAGCGUAAAGUUUCGGCUGUUCGGGAUUUUCCAUCAGGGUGUGGAAGGUUGGCUGCUCCAAUCACUAGACCAUGUGAGCAAGCACAAGGUCAGGUAGGUUCUGAGUCGCAAAACCGAUUAUUAUUGUCUGAUUGGGUAGAUAAGGUUGAGUGUGAAAGGAGGUUUUCAGGAGACUUUGAAAUUGCACCGUGUUUGGUAAAUGGAAUUUCUGGUUUUCAGAAGAAUUUGCCCAAGGAGAAUGUUGCUGCUUCCAAGGAGGAGCUGGUUCCACAAAGUGUUGUGAAAUACCAUCCUCAUAAGAGCAGUUUGGAGAAGACUUUAGGAAGAAGUUAUCGUCCUCGGAGAGGAGUCACUGUUGUGAGAGACUUCCCUCCAUUUUGUGGAAGAAAUGCUCCACUUCUUAGUGAGGAGGAGCGCAUGAAAUGGCUUAACUCUUUAAAGAACAAGGGUUUCAAUCUAGAGAAGUUUGUAAAUGAAGAUAAACCCUUGGAAAAUCUCAUAUGCACUAAUGUGGAACAAGUGAUAGAGGAUGUUCAGGAUGUAAAUGCACUAGAAGGUAAAAUAGAAGGUAGUGCUCCUAGACUCACUGCAGUAGAAGUUCGAUCUAAACCUGAAGAGCCAGCUUCUGAAACAAUGAGGAAGCAAGGUGCCUACGAAGCUUCUUCCAGGAAUGAUAUGAAAGAGGAUGUGGAAGAUAUGAGUGAAAACAGCAUCAAAUCUUCUUGUGAAACUUUUCCAAAUGAAUUUGAUAGCAAGUUCAAGAAAGUAGCUGAGAUGAGGGAUAGAUAUAUUAGGGGUAUGGAGGAAAAUCCAAUACGUGAUAUUGUUGUCUAUGCAGAGGACAAGGGUUUUGAGAAAAAGCUUUCUGAUUUAUCUGCCUUUGCGGAUCAAUUGCUGGAGGAGGAGCGUGGGUGUCAAGAAGUUUCAUCAGACAGGUCGAUUGUGCUAGGCCUCAUGGCUUCAUCAACUUGUCCUUGGCAACAAGGGAAAAUCUCCUGCAAUCCUGACCUGGAUGGUGGUUCAUUUAGAAGAAAAAGAAAGAAGAAUACCAAGAAGAAUUCUUCUCCCACAAAAAGGGUUCAUGAAGGUCUCGGCCAAGUGGUUAUUUCAAACAAGGAAGACUCAUUCCUGGAGGAUGGGCAAUACACAAAUGAUAAUUUUGCUCGGAGAUCAUAUGGUUAUGAUGUGAGUCUUCCGCCUCAUCCAAUUAGUAUGGGUCAUGACAAUGAUGCGAUGACUAGUCGGAACAAAGUGAGAGAGACAUUACGUCUAUUCCAAGUGAUCUGUCGGAAGCUCUUACAGGAAGAAGAAUCAAAGUUGAAGGGAGAAGGAAAGACUCAUAAGAGGGUAGAUUGCCAAGCUGCAAAGAUUCUCAAAGAGAAAGGGAAAUACGUCAACACUGGCAAACAGAUCAUUGGACCUGUUCCGGGUGUUGAAGUUGGUGAUGAGUUUCAGUAUUUUAUUGAGCUCAAUAUUGUUGGCCUUCAUCGCCCAAGUCAAGGUGGUAUAGAUUAUGUAAAGCAAGGUGACAGGAUCGUUGCUACUAGUAUUAUAGCAUCGGGAGGUUAUGAGGAUGACUUGGAUAAUUCAGAUGUCUUGAGUUACAUGGGUCAGGGAGGAAAUGUGAUGCAGAAAGGUAAGCAACCUGAAGACCAGAAGCUUGAAAGAGGAAACCUUGCUUUGGCAAAUAGCAGAUUUGUGAAGAAUCCAGUGAGGGUGAUUCGUGGUGAGACAAGGUCCUCUGAUUUGUCGGAAGGUAGAGGUAAGACAUAUGUUUAUGAUGGACUCUAUUUGGUGGAGGAGUUUAAGCAAGAACCAGGACCACAUGGUAAGCUGGUCUACAAAUUUAAGCUGGUCAGAAUUCCAGGUCAACCAGAGCUUGCUUGGAAAGUUGUAAAGAAAUCUAAAGUGCGGGAAGGGCUCUGUGCACAUGAUAUCUCACAAGGGAAGGAGAUAAUCCCCAUUUGUGCUAUAAACACCAUAGAUAGUGAAAAACCUCCACCAUUUGUGUAUGUACCUCAGAUGAUAUACCCUGACUGGUGCCGCCCUAUUCCUUCCAAAGGUUGUGAUUGUAUCAAUGGAUGCUCAGAGUCUGGGAAAUGUUCCUGUGUGAUGAAGAAUGGAGGAGAGAUCCCAUAUAACCAUAAUGGUGCCAUUGUUGAAGCAAAGCCCCUUGUCUAUGAAUGUGGUCCUACUUGCAAGUGUCCUGCUUCUUGCUAUAAUAGAGUCAGCCAACAUGGCCUAAAAUUUCAGCUUGAAAUCUUUAAAACAGAAUCAAGGGGCUGGGGUGUUAGAUCCCUAAAUUCUAUCCCUUCAGGAAGUUUUAUCUGUGAGUAUGCUGGAGAGCUCCUUGAAGAUAGGGAAGCUGAAGAAAGAAAAGGGAAUGAUGAGUAUUUGUUUGAUAUUGGAAAUAACUGCAGUGACAGUUCUCUCUGGGAUGAUCUUUCAACCCUAAUGCCUGAUGCACAUUCAAGUUUUCAUGAAGUUGUGCAGGACAGCGGUUUCACCAUUGAUGCAGCACGGUGUGGUAAUAUAGGGAGAUUCAUAAACCAUAGCUGUUCACCUAAUUUGUAUGCACAAAAUGUCCUUUAUGAUCAUGAGGACAAGAGAAUCCCACACAUAAUGCUCUUUGCCGCUGAGAAUAUUCCUCCCUUGCAAGAGCUGACUUACCAUUACAAUUAUAUGAUAGAUCAGGUUCGUGAUGAGAAUGGUGGCAUAAAGAAGAAAAUUUGCUACUGUGGUUCUUCAGAGUGCACUGGCAGGAUGUAUUAAGGCAUGCCACUAAGAACUGUUUGGAUUCCUGAAAAUGCACUGACCUUUUUCAUUAAAUUACACUCAUGACUCGAAUGGAUUCAAAACUUUAAUAUGCAUGGACUAUUUUUGCCUGCUUUAUUUGGGGCGACCAUGUGGAUUUGGCAUUGCAAUAUCUGGAAGCCGCACUAUAUGCUUCAUGUUGCUGUUCAAAUUUCGUGGUUGAGAUACUAGACCCAUGCCCUCCUUGCUUAGAUCAAGUUUCAGGAAAUGGUUUGAUGAUUCUUCACAGGCAUUCCUAGAAUUCAACCUUUUGGCAAAAUGCAUCUAGGAUGCAUGCGAGGAAGCUAAUUGCAGUCUCGAUGAUGUAGGCUUUUAUACGCUAAAUAGUCAAAUAUAAGAAAUUUCUCUACCCCUUAAAGUGUUCCUUUUUUGGGUAUAUUUUCAGGGGAGAGUUGAAAGUUGGACUUUUACCUUUGUUGGAGGGCUGAUAACCGUUUAAGUUAAAUCAAGCAAAACUCAGUAGAUGCUAAAUCUUCUUUUUAUGUAUAUUUUUUUAAUCAUCAAAACAAAUGAAAACAACCAAGAAUAGAAAAUUCCAAGCGUGGGCCCAAUCCU
Durio zibethinus is the source of this 4583-nucleotide messenger RNA. RefSeq names its product histone-lysine N-methyltransferase, H3 lysine-9 specific SUVH6-like. Gene Ontology annotation, molecular function: histone methyltransferase activity; zinc ion binding; protein binding. NCBI's taxonomy places the organism in Eukaryota, Viridiplantae, Streptophyta, Magnoliopsida, Malvales, Malvaceae. Gene Ontology annotation, cellular component: nucleus. The record is from RefSeq and is a predicted model, not a curated record.